Molecule: messenger RNA, 1617 nt
Organism: Cladophialophora psammophila CBS 110553
Lineage: Eukaryota; Fungi; Ascomycota; Eurotiomycetes; Chaetothyriales; Herpotrichiellaceae
Exons: 2
Coding region: 1-1617 (538 amino acids)
Source: RefSeq, a predicted model, not a curated record
AUGGAACCUAACCAGACAGCGGGUUCCACUGCUGGGUUUUGGAGAUAUCUCAUCAACCCAGACAAGAGCGCAACCCUCCAGUUUGAGCAGCUAUGCCUGGGGAUUGCCAAAGUCGUGGCGACCCUCGAGCCGGGACCCGACAAUGAACUCACCCCGUCACGUCUAGCCACCUUCUACAGAACCGUCGGCGGCAACUAUGACUCGCUGUUCCUCAAAUCCUCCGAUCACGCCCUCUCCUUCAUGUACCAGACCCUUGGGUGCUUUCACUCUCUGCAGCCGACUCCAAGUCCCUUUGAAACACCCCGAAUCCCAUGCCUGACGCCUACUGGCUUUGCUCGUUGGCAAACGAUCCAGCUCCUUCUCUGUCCCGAGGAAAACGUCGCCUUCCUUCGGAAAGCGGUCCACCUGUGGAACAUCCCGAUGCCCAAUGGCGGCACCUACCCAAAAUACAUCCCCAAGGAGGUUUUCCCAGAUAGACCAGACGAAGAGAUGGAGAGAUGGCACAAGAUGGUGACUGGCAAACUGAACCAGCAGAACUACAAUUUGCGGCGCAUCAAGAAUUCCCCUUAUCAAUCCCCGCAUCUUGAACCCUACGAUCGACGAGAAGGCUAUUUCUCCGGCGCCCACACAGGACGCCCGACAAGGCCUUCGCGCAGCAGCUCUCGCGACGAUCAAGAUCUUCUGGGUGAUGUCUAUUGCAGACGGAGCAGUGUGCCAGAUUUCCCUUCACCGUCGGGGGAGAGAGGGGAUCCGCGAAGUCAGCACGAGGCAAGAAAGACCCGGAGCCACUCUGCUCAAAGAUCAUCGCCAAAAGCUUCACCGCGCCAGCGGUCGCAUACGACCGCCGCCCCUCCUGGCCACCAUAAGACCUCAUCAAAUAGCCCCUCAAAUCGGAGACAGGGGACUGCCCCGACCGAGCAGCCCGGACGACGGCCAUCGUCCGGUUACAACAACAUGCAUUACCGCUCUCCCGCACGCACUCCCUCAACUGUGGACGAAGACACAGGCAGCGAAGCAAGUUCAGAGACCUCGCAGAUGGGUCGGCAUCAUCGUAGAUCCGACGAAGAUCGGAAGAGUCGUCGCUCCUCCUUAUGGGUGCCCUCCUUCAUGAGAUCGUCACACAAACGCCGUCAUUCAUCAGAUGCAGGUUACCGCGCACCUGGCCCUGGAUCCAAACAUUCACAACCAUCCCGGCCGGAGUACUACCCACCUCGUGCAAUCAAGCCCCCGCCUCCGCCAUCUCAACAGCCUUAUGGCGGAGGCCGCCCACCGCAAUGGCGGGAGACCCUCUGGGAUGAGGUGCCCAGCUCCACUCCUGCGACACCCAUCCCAGAAAAUGCACAGGCGCAGUUUGACCCACGAGCGCCAUCAAUUCGUUACCCGGACCAGGCGAGCUUCGAACCACUGACGCGAGAGAGUAGCAGUGGAAGUGAUAAUAGACAUCGCUCCUCCGACUGGGAGCGAGGAAAUGGACAGAGACGACCUGUGCAACCGGCUCCAAGGAUCGCCACUGUAACGGGCGUGCAAGGGCGAAAAUACCCGACCGCUGACCCGAUGAGCCCCGUUGAGCGCCAACGGAGUCAAACUGCUCGUGGCAACUUCACAGCCAUGGUUUGA